Humulus lupulus (European hop) is the source of this 1223-nucleotide messenger RNA. Its product is annotated as 4-hydroxyphenylpyruvate dioxygenase-like. NCBI's taxonomy places the organism in Eukaryota, Viridiplantae, Streptophyta, Magnoliopsida, Rosales, Cannabaceae. The record is from RefSeq and is a predicted model, not a curated record. The transcript has 2 exons. Gene Ontology annotation, molecular function: 4-hydroxyphenylpyruvate dioxygenase activity. Gene Ontology annotation, biological process: L-tyrosine catabolic process. The annotation marks the transcript as partial.
AACGCCACCGACUCAACCUCUUCCGCUUCCAUACCCACCUUCGACCACUCCACCUUCCUUUCCUUCUCCGCUGCCCAUGGUCUCGCAGUUCGUGCUAUUGCGGUCGAGGUCGACGACGCCGAGUUCGCCUUCGCCACUAGCGUCGCCCAUGGAGCCACACCUUCCUCUCCUCCCGUAUCUCUCGGAGACGGCGCCGUCAUUGCUGAGGUAUGCCUCCACAAAUCCCAGGACCCGAAUCCUCCGAGUUUUUGUUUCCUGCCUGGGUUCGAGCCCGUGGCUGCUGAGACUGAAUCCUUGGACUUUGGGAUUCGAAGUCUAGACCACGCAGUGGGCAACGUUUCCGAACUGCUACCCGCAGUGUCGUACGUGAAGGGAUUCACGGGUUUCCACGAGUUUGCCGAGUUCACGGCGGUGGACGUCGGGACGAGUGAAAGCGGGCUUAACUCGGUGAUGCUGGCGAACAACGACGAGAGGGUCAUUAUCCCGAUGAAUGAGUCGGUGUACGGAACGAAGAGGAGGAGUCAAAUUCAGACAUCUCUGGAGCACAACGAAGGGGCUGGGGUUCAACACCUGGCUCUGGUUAGCGAUGACAUAUUCAGUACGCUGAGAGAGAUGAGGCAGCGAAGUGCGUUGGGUGGGUACGAGUUCAUGCCUUUGCCACCGCCAAUGUACUAUAAGAACCUUAAGAAUCAAGCUGGGGAUGUGUUGACGGAGACUCAGAUAAAAGAGUGCGAGGAGUUCGGGGUUUUGGUGGACAGGGAUCAUGAGGGUACACUGCUCCAGAUUUUCACUAAUUUGUUUGAAAUGUUGCACAGACCGACCAUAUUCAUCGAGAUAAUACAGAGAGUCGGGUGCAUGAUAAAGGAUGAUAAAGGCAAGAUGUAUCAGAAGGGUGGCUGUGGAGGUUUCGGAAAGGGUAAUAUCUCAGAGCUGUUUAAAUGCGUGGAGUAUGAGAAGACACUGCUUGAAGCCAAAGUCGUGUCCUAAUCACUCUCGUUCAUUCGAUCUCAUCUGUGUACUAGAAAGUAAGUUUGUGUAACCACUUUGGUGCAGUCUUGCUUGGAAUAUAUAAUAUUAUAUCUAUACAAUACAUGCAAAUUUAAAUCAGUUGUUCCUUUUUCUUUAUUUUGUCGUUUUUAUUAUAAGUAUAUAUUUAUAUUUAAUAAUAAAUUUAUUAUUAGUGGAAAAUCAAAAUCUUUGAUUAUGUGUAUUGAUUUGGAUUG